This is a messenger RNA of Dichomitus squalens LYAD-421 SS1, 546 nucleotides long. RefSeq lists its product as uncharacterized. NCBI's taxonomy places the organism in Eukaryota, Fungi, Basidiomycota, Agaricomycetes, Polyporales, Polyporaceae. The record is from RefSeq and is a predicted model, not a curated record. The annotation marks the transcript as partial. The transcript has 5 exons.
CUCCUGGUGGCCCUCUCGAUUCUGUGUGUCGUCCAAAUAGGAAUCAUGGCUACUUUCUUAGGACUGACUCUUCUCUCGAUAUCCCAUCUUUCUGAUGUCAUCAUUCAAGAUAGUAACUGCUACCCCGCGAUCCCACCUAUCGCAGUGUUCUUUUGGGUCCCUGCGCUCGUCUUCGAACCUGUUCUCUGCGCCCUUGUUCUAUGGGCGGCCUGGGGUGAAGAAUGUGCUCACAGAUUCAGCCUCAUCUACUUCUUAGGAAUCUUCAUCGAGCUCGCAGUCAAUGCUAUCCUAUGGAUAAAUCGCAGCUCAUACAUUAGGGCAGCACUCCCGUAUGUCUCACAAACCCCUUCAGGCCUCAGGAACUGGUCGUAUGUGCUUCCUUCUAUCCUAGGCUCUCGCUUGUUCUUGAGCAUGCGAGCAGCUGUCUUGUUCCCCGAGUCGUGUGACCGACAAAGAGGCGUCUUGCGUAAUCUGAUGAGCAUAGGAGGACCGAGUGCUCUGGAAUGGGCGGUAUCUACGGGGGAAGACGUAGGGAUUGAUUCGUGA